AUGUCCUUCAGCUUCAGCGCGUCACCUACCAAGCUUGGGACUGAUUGGAUUCUUGCGCGAGAUAAUUCCUAUGAUGUUGAUGAUUCAAACAGUGACGUUAUGCGUCUUGCUGGACGACUUCAGUUCUGGCAAGCGUAUGCUAUCAGCCACUUUAGAGUCUUCGAAGCGAGUGGUAAUGUGUUUAACCUGAAUCAAGCACGAGUUGGAUGGGAAAGUUACCUCCAAGUGGACACAGUGGCGAAGUCAUGGGCCUCAUUUCAAUCAGUUGCGGUUUCUUUGAACGAGCUGCGAUUCCACUCUCAAUUCGAGCUUGUCCGGUGUAUGUUUUGGAGUGGCAAACGAAGCGAGAAAGGCAAGGCUUUAAAUUUAUCGCACAGUCUUUUACAGGGGUUCUUCUCUGGUCCGAGUGGCGUCUCAAUCUUCGAUGCAGCUAACGUUGAAGCUCAGCUCCUCAUGCUGAGUAGCAUGUUAUACUUUGAGCAGAAUUUCUCCACUAAAAGCUGCAGUCAACUGGAGAAGGUGCUGAGCUUGCCAUCUCGAAGCGCAUUUACUGACUUGGAAGUCCGCUUUACAAUAGCUUUAAUUUUGUUAAAGCGAUACGAGGAAAGUUUCGCAGACAAUACUGGAAGUUCCAAGACUGAUGAUCCUGAAACAAACACAUGCUUGAGAACUGCGGCGCAGUUACUAAAACAGUGCUACCGAGUGAUUGAGCUCUGGCCAUCAGUUGGAUUUUAUCACGGUCGAAUGGAAAAGAGUGAAGCCAAACGGUUGUUAUCGAAGGAACGGGUGGGAUCCUUUCUUCUGCAUCACCCUAUUGAAGCAGCAGGCAAAAAAGAGAAGAUAUUUCUUCAAGUAAAGCUGUCAGAUCGGCCUCUUCGCGUUGCAUCCAUGCGUAUCGAAUUCACAGACUCUGGAAUCUACAAGACACGCAAAAUGCCCGACCACCUUGGCAGCUUUAGCAUACACGGUCUGGUAGCUAAUCUCCCACCUGAAGCAGGUGUCCAAAUGGAAUUAGGCAUCCGAAAGUCCAUAUAUACUCGGUCACUACGGAAUAAACUGGAACGAUCCCAACCUGAAUUGUUGCAUGGAAAAUGUGUUGUGUUAUCCAGGCUAUUGGCGUGGAAUGAAUGGGAGCGUAAAAUUAAUGAGACAGCAGCAAUACGGUCUGAUAGUGACAGACGGUGGAAACGACGCAACGAGACGUGGAGUGCUGUGUGUCUUGAAAUCGCAAAGUUACUGGAAUGUAGUGAGGCGUGGGUAUUUGCUGAAUUCGCAGCACGUGAGGCGCUGUUGCAUUCGAAAGAUCGCUCUCAGCGUGCAAAUGCGAGUUUCCUGGCUGCUCGAGUCACAAUUAACAUGCAGAAACGAAACGAAAGCGCAUUGUUCAUGCAGCAGGCGCGUGUGGAGAUGAUUCAAAAGCGAUCGACUCCCACCACACGUUUAUUUAUUGAUAACUUGACAGCAGUUCAACGAGCAUGGUCACUCAACGUAUCGAUCUCGAAGCAGGAACCGUUCUCGUCUCGCCUUGGGCGACUCCAGAAACUUGAGCGUUUGUGCUUAAAGGCAUGGCAAUAUGACAGUCUGGCACUACGAUUCCGUGGAGAUCCGUUUCGAGAGGCACUGCUGCUACAACGAGUCGCUGAUGAAAUGUAUGCUGAGUGUGGCGAUACUUUCUUCAUCCGAAGUCUCUUGAAAGCGCAUGUCCGUGCCUACGUUGUAAAUGACUCGUGGUAUGAGGGUCUUCAUUUGAAGUGCGCUUACAUUUGUGUUACUCAGUUAUUCAAGCGCUUUCACAUGCAUCAGAAUACCUGGAGUACACGUCUGACGAGCAUGACCGGACAUUUUGAUAAAGUCAAAAAGAAGAAAACUGCGAAGACACGGACAUUCAACGUGAAGCUGCUGCUUCUUUCGUGGCAUCACAUGCCGUUUCUGUUGUGCUUCGAGAUGGCUGAGGUUCUUUAUCGCUACAAAAGCCACAGUGCAUCGACACUCAUCGACGUUUACGAGAGUUUACUGGGACGCUUGCGCGGUUCGCAGUCCCAAACUUCUCUUUAUACGGCGUAUGAAGAGCUCAUUCUGCUCAGGUUAUCGUUUCUGCAUGAGUCAAAAGUGUCCCAAGCAGAAAAUUCGUGGCGCCAUCUUGAUGCUGCCGUAUCUGCUAUAGACGAGAUCAUUGAGCAAAGGGAAAAUCGAGCGCAGUUGUAUUCGUCUGAGGCUUUGAAGAAGAUAGCAAAGAGGAUCAAGUGGCCUAAUUCUAUUCGCCUCCCGUUCUACUUUAGCGAUGCCGAAGUUCUUUUCAUCCGCGGUUAUUUCGUGCAGCUACAAGAGGAAAUGAAGCAGAUUCCUGUCGAGCGCAGUCGUAGCUGGCGUGAUUUCCACUCACUGCACCAGGAGCUGAUGGACCUUGUGAAGAACGAUGAUAAAAUAUCCGAAAAAAAUGGUCGAAUGGUCAAUAGCGUCCGAUAUCGUGCUGAAAACCUACAAGGAAUUAUGAUCUUUGUGGGGGCUACGCAUGAUGUGACGAUCUCGAAUGUGUUGCUGAGUUAUCCGUUUGUGGCAAUUCGACUUGAGGGACAGACAACUAUAACGCGAUCCCCACCAACGUGGACGAAUUUGUCUCCUAGUUGGGAAGAAGACAUCGAGAUUCCGGUCUCUUCGGCUCAAGCCAAUAUUACUGUUAGUGUGAUGAACCGUGCAAGGCGAAAUUCUCGAUGGCAAGAGGCAGACACGAUCGGAUAUGUAUCGAUAGCAAUUCACGAUCUGAUCUCAGCACAUGACGGAAUUACUGAAGGGAAAUUCUAUGAACUUACACUACUGAAGGCGCCACGGUCUAAUAAAGAAAGCCACAACAAGGUAGCUCGAAUUUUUCUUAGCUUCCAAGUGAUUGUAAAACCCCAAUCAAUGGUGCCGCAAUCAAAACGAACAACAACGUGGGUGACUCGAAGUGGCAAUUGGGAUGUGAAGGACGUUAGGGUGCAUUUGCACGGAGAUCUGCAAGUUUUUGUUUCAUCUCGCUGGAUCUGGAGUCGAUUUGCUUGUCAGUUUAUGCUGGAUAAGGACUUAUUUAUCGCGAAAUGGUUUUUCGUGAAAGCUGUGCGCUUAACUUCUGAGUUGCAGCGACGGACAAGUAAGAUUGGAAUUCGACUUACCACGACUGAUUCGUUGGCUAUUGUCGCCGAUUUAGUAGCACUAAGUCGUUGCUACCGGGUAAAUCUGAAUGAUGUGAAGUGGGGAGACCAAGCUAUUCCGUUGCUUGGACAUGCAGAAGCGAUUCUAACGCGCAAAAUGGCACAACAGAACAAGAAUCACUAUGGCACCCUAACAGACCGUGCAGAACUCGAGAAACAACUGGCUAUUAUCCGUGAAUUACUUGCCGAUGCUCAUGGCACGUCAAAACUCGUUGGUCCUCUCGAAGAAGCAUUGGCGAGGAAGACUCCAGCGACGUCAGAAUGGGUCAAAAUUACAAACCGAGAACCCAACGGUGACAUAUUAACUCGCUACCUUAACCAAGAUACUGGCGAAACAUUCCGCUCGAACUGGAGCGAUGAACCUCUCGGAUAUGAAGACAAGGAACCAAUUACGAUGGAGGAGCAAGAGCGUCUCCCGCAUCGGAUCGUUGUCAUGUCCAGUGAAAUGAAAACCCGAGUGCGUUAUCAUAGAGAAAAACUGCUUCGACUGCACGCUGAAGAUCCUUAUCACUGGAUAGCAGUGUUCAAUGAACGUAAAAAGGAGUUCCAGUUUUACAGUCCAGGCUCUCAUGAAGCGUACUCAGACCCCAACGCUACCAAAUAUCUUGCUCGACCGCCUACAUACGCGAUGCUCGCCGACGAAUUCCUGCUCUACCACGUUCUUCUCGUGCAAGAUGCCUAUCGCAAAUACCAUAGUAGAAGACAGCGGCGACGCCGACUUAAUGGUGUUUUUCUGUCGGUGUGUUUGGUGUCUUGGGAAUUAGAAUCAACUCGGCGACGAAUCCUACUUCGGAGUUUGAAUUGCAUUCGUAUUGUAGUCGAAAAGGCCCAACACUUGCGCACUUGUGACUUGUUGAGCAGCGACCCAUUCGUGAAGCUUAGACUGACAGAUCCAACAGGAGAAAUAGUGGGAACUGCAAAAACAAGUGUGCGGUACAAUUCACUCAAUCCGAAGUGGAACGAAGAAUUCCACUUCCGCUAUAUCUUCACAGAACACCAAGUUCUGCCGCAGACCGCAGCUUCAGCCCUGAAGAAUGACACAGCUUUAUUGACGUUAAAGGUGUUUGACUACGAUGUCGUCUCAACACGUAAAGCUAGUAACAAGAAGCAGGAAUUCAUGGAUGAAGACAGCGUCCAAGUGAGUGAUAGCCAAGAAGCGGAACGUUUCGACGGCCCUGACGAUUUCUUGGGCAUGGUGUCUAUCCCCAUCCAGACGUUUACCCACGGCAAGCGAAUGACUGCAGAGUUACCUCUGGUGGACGAGGAGGGAGAGAGUAAUUCACCACGUACGCGUGGCUCGUUGAUAGUCUCCGUUCAGUGGACGCAUUGUGAUGAAGAAGACGAUAAGGUGUCGAAUGAAUCGAAACUAUGGGCGAUUAGUAGUGGUGGAGGUAGAGCGCUUCUAGCAGUGAAGGAGAAACAGCGACCAGAACUACUGGAAGAAGCAGCACUAGAGGUUGAAAUACUCCGUCAGCAGAUGGAACAGCUUCUCGAGCUACUGCUAAGCAUGGCAACCGAAGUACUGGAGCCAAUGUAUCGCCUACAGAACCGCAUGAAGAUCGCGCAAAGCAGGGGAAAGACCGCAGAGGAAGCAAAAAUGCUCGAACAACGCUUAGACGGCUUGUUCCGUACACAAUUAUUGCCAAAACUGAAGCUUGUAAAAGGCUCAGUAGCUAGACAAGUCGAUACUCAAUUUCCAGUUGUCCUUAAGACGUUGUUUGUGCCUAUCGAGGAAUAUCUUAGCAGCUUUGACCAGAAGUCUCGACGUGAUCUAAGAUCGUCGAUGGAGAAAUGUCUAGAUGAACUAAAUGCGAAGAUGAAUGCCUUGAAAGUAGCACCUGCUGAAGAUUUAUCCCCUACAGAUGGGAUGAACAUGGCGUUAGACCAAUAUCAUCAAGUGAAGAGCUGGAACGACCAGCUCCGUGAAAUCCUCGAGACAUUUUUCAGUGGAGACAAAGCGCAGUGGCAGUUCGCGCGUGAAGAAAAAGUGAAUGAAAUGUACACAAAACUAUCUGGAGACGGUUUUCACAAUGCUGGUAGAUCUAGUCGAAGUGAAGUAAAAACUAUGGCAAGACCAGUCACCGCCGCCGCUGUUUUAAAACGCAAGGAGCGCAUUGAAAAGGCCAAGCAGGAAAAAACGUGGUACGAGCUGUAGAUUUUAUUCAUCAACACUCGACCGGUGCUGCAGGGAACGUAUAGAUUUGUGGUUGUCUACAGUAGCAAACACGGAAGUCGAAGUGUAAAUGCCUUAAAUGACCUUACUGGCGACCACACAGCUGCUUGAUGUGCUUCCUGAGGAUGGAGUCCAAGUCGUCAAGCUCUCUGUAGGACGGGAAGUAGUUGACAUCAAUUACGUAGAGUUCUUGCGAGCCGUCAUCUGCCACAAUGACGUCGAAGCCGAACAGUGUCAGCUUCAGCUCGUCACGAAGACAUUUGCCGAUCUCGCGCACGCCCGCGAAAAUUUCUUCCUGCGUCCACCCACCAACAAUCUCUUCUUGCGACGUGCUGUCGUCUACGUGAGGAUGAAAAUCUCUGCUUGUAGGGUAGUUCUGCUGCGUGUCAAAGUGCACGUGUUGAGCAGUUCCAGCCACGAGGUUCGGCAAUGACCGUCGCUCUGCAACAUUGAUGAUGUCGCCCAACACGUAGCCCUUGAAGAGGCGACCCGAGUGGUUAAUGAAUUCCUACAACAUCAACAACAGUCAGAGAAAUGAUCAUCUACUCAAUCCAAAGCAGUUGAUCGUCCACCUGAUACAGCGUUGGGUAUUCGACGUAGUGCAGAUCUUCGCGCUUGGUGAUGACACUCAUCAUGUGCGAACGGUCCGUCGCUGCAGCACCAAAAUCAUGUAAACGACAAAAUGUAUCAUCAGUUCUUACAUCCCCAGCUCAAAGGUCUUUAAUCACGCACCGCAGGCCUC
This is a messenger RNA of Phytophthora nicotianae INRA-310, 6103 nucleotides long. RefSeq lists its product as hypothetical. Lineage: Eukaryota; Oomycota; Peronosporomycetes; Peronosporales; Peronosporaceae. Bases 1 to 5343 code for a protein of 1780 amino acids. Gene Ontology annotation, molecular function: lipid binding. Gene Ontology annotation, cellular component: endoplasmic reticulum. The transcript has a single exon. The record is from RefSeq and is a predicted model, not a curated record.